AUGGCGCUACCGGUGAAUUUUGUUUGUCUGUUAGGUAAUAUUCGUUCGUUGACAAAAGGUGAAUCAAAAUGUAAAAAUUUAUUUGUGAGUAAAAGCAGGGAAAAGUUAUUCAAACAAGAAAAUAAGAGAGAAGAACUACAGGUGAAAAAUGGAUUUUCCUCAAACCAUAUUCGAAUAAGACAAAAAACAAAAGAGAAAAAACUUUCUUUUACUAUCAAGGGUGAGGAGGGUCUGUCCAGUUGGGAGUUUUACACUCCGUAUGCAGCGAACACCAACGAGCAGAACAUUCUAUCACAAUCGUAUGGAGAUAGUGACAUGAGUAUAAAUAAGAUGUUGCAUUGUGUUGGAGUCGGUCUCUUCCACUGCCAGCAAGAGAAACCAGCUCUGAAGAACAAAUACUAGUAUCUGUUGAAAUUGUGCCUUAACAAAAAAUGUAAGUAUUUUUUUUUCUUGUGGGUUACGCGCUCUCUCUCUUUUCAGAUGGAUUAAAAAAAAAUUAAAGCAACGUCUCUAAUCACAGAGAGAAAACCAAUAACAAAAAUACCAUAUCUACCUUUGAAUACUCUGAGGGCUAUAAAGAAGGCAAAAAUAGUCAAUUCCAAAUUCGGAGAAUCAGUUUUAUUGGAUUUAGAUACAGAAGUAGUGUUUUUACUGCAAAGAGUCACAAGUGUCUACAAACCAGUCAUUGAAGAAUUUGAAAAGGAAAAAUACGGAAUUAUAUUCAAGGGAUUAGUGGAUGUUUGAAAAAAUCCACGGCUAGCGUCAUUUGAAAUUGAGGAACUAUAGACGUGCCUAAGACACAGAGAGAGAGAGUCAUUAAAAAUGUCAGAAAAAUAUUGUUUGAUAAGAUAACGGAUAGAGAUGUGGAAAUUUGGUUGAAUCAAUUGAAAAAACAAAUUAAAGUAUGUAAUUUGACAAUUAAAAAAGGAGGACUGCAUGUAGGUACAAUUAGGAAAUUACAAACAUACAUAGGACAUUUCAAACAUUUUAAACAACUUAUUUCAAAUAGGAAUAUAGGUAUGGGGCUGAAUAAUAAACUGAAAAAUAGGGUUAAAUGGGAAAAUGUAGCUUCUGCAUUUACAAGAAGAAUUAAAACCGGACUUAUAGUAAAUUUAUAUCAUAAGGACUUAACGCAAUUUUUAAAUGAUUGUCAAAUAAUUUUUAAAAAUAAAAUAAGGGAAAUUUUUAGGAAAAAAUAUUCUGUUGUUAAAGUUUAUGUUUGUUUUUGUGGAGAGUUCAUUAUUUUAUGACUAAAAAUUCUAUUAUCGAUGUAUCAGAGUGUCAAAGAUAAAAUUAAUUUUAAAUUAUCAGAAUUUCAAGAGAGGGACUCUGGUUUUGCAUUAAGUAAAAUUAUUUCUUUAGAAGUAAAUAUCAAUAAAUUUGAAAUUGGAAACGGCUCAUCUUAUAUUAAACUUCCAGAACCUAUUCAAAAAAAGCGAGGGUGCAUAAACAUUAAAAAUUCUGACCAAGCAUGUUUUUAUUGGUCAAUUGUUGAUGCUUUGUACCCAGCCAAAAAUCAUAAAGAACUCACUUCCUCAUAUCCAUAUUAUAGCACAGUCUUGAAUACACAAGACUUGGAAGCUCCGAUGGCCCUGCAUCAAAUUUCAAAGUUUGAAAAAUCUAAUAACAUUUCCGUCAAUGUCUAUGCCUUGGAUUUAAUUGAAAUAAAUAAUAAAAAACCAUUUUACAAAGUAUAUCCAGUAAGACUUGCUAAAUCAAUACACGAGAAACAUGUAAAUCUUUUAUUAAUUCAAAAUACAUAUUUUCCAAAGCUAAACGAUUAUGAAGCACCUCCUAUAGAUAAUGACAAUUCAGAAAUCACAUAUCACUACUGCUGGAUCAAAGAUUUGUCACGUUUAAUUAAUAGUCAGUUAAGUAAAACUACAUAUAAAAAAUUUAUUUGCAAUCGCUGCAUAAAUUAUUUCAGUAGUGAAAGUAAAUUGAAUGUCCACUUGAAAUUAUGCUCUGAAUUAAAUAAUUUUAAAAUGUCUUUUCCAAAAUAUGAAUCUGUUAGUUUUAGAAAUUAUAUAUAUAAACAAACUACGCCUUUUGUAGUUUAUGCCGACUUUGAGUGCAUGCUAGAACAAUUUACAGAUAAAACACAGCUUCAUAAUAAGACAAAUAAAUAUCAAAAACAUAUAGCAUAUAGUGCUGGUUACUAUGUAAAAUGUAGCUACAACGAAGACUUGAGUUUUUUCAAGAGCUACAGAGGUAGAGAUUGCAUGGAUUGGUUUGCAAAUGAAUUAUCGAAUUUAGCUGAAAGUAUUAAAUCAGAAAUUAAAACUAUUACACCUAUGGAAGAAAAACCAGAUUUACGUGUGGCAACAAUGUGUCACAUAUGUGAAAAGGGUUUUUCCCCUACAGAUAUCAUUGUUAGAGAUCACGAUCAUUUUACGGGGAAGUUUAGAAAUUUUGCACAUCAAGCAUGCAAUUUAAAUUUCAAAAAACUGUUUGUUGUACCUACAGUUUUCCAUAACUUAAGUAACUACGAUAGCCAUUUCAUCAUUUCGGAAUUAAGUAAAAGAGGAAACAUCAGUUUACACCCCAUAAAUAAAGAAAAAUACAUUUCAUUUACACUUAACGAUUCAGAUACAAAUAUAAAAUUUCGAUUCAUAGAUUCACUGAGGUUUUUGGGUGCUUCCUUGGAAGAAUUGGCUGCUACAUUGAAUGAUAAUGAUUUAAAAAUUUCCAAAAGAAAAUUUAGUAAUUUAAGUGUCGAACAAUUUAAAUUAAUAGCCAAAAAAGGGGUUUUCUGUUACGACUUUAUAGAUAGUUGGGAAAAAUUAAAUACUUGUGAACUACCACCAAUAGAGGCAUUUUAUAAUAAAUUGGAGGAUAAAAACAUCAGUAUUGAGAAGUAUUCUCAUGCUCAUGCAGUGUGGAAAUCAUUUGAUAUUAAAAAUUUGGGUCAGUAUUCUGAUCUGUACUUAAAGACCGAUGUUUUACUUUUAUCAGAUGUUUUCGAACAAUUUCGAAGAAAAUGUUUUUUUUUCUUUCCACUGGUCAUUGUGAUGUCAUCCUUCAUGUAUAAGUGUUAUACUAUGACAGUCACGAGAGUAAUAUAGAGUUUCAGCGAUAAUGUGAGCUUUUAUUUAAGAAAAAAAGCAGUAAAAACAAUAUUCAUGGAAUGUAUCUCUCUCUCAUAAAUGUAGAAUAUUGUCGUUUUCUUAUAAUAAAAUUAUUUUUAAAAUU
This is a messenger RNA of Diorhabda sublineata, 3192 nucleotides long. RefSeq lists its product as uncharacterized. The coding region runs from base 1 to 402 and encodes 133 amino acids. The transcript has 4 exons. The record is from RefSeq and is a predicted model, not a curated record. NCBI's taxonomy places the organism in Eukaryota, Metazoa, Arthropoda, Insecta, Coleoptera, Chrysomelidae.